Molecule: messenger RNA, 905 nt
Organism: Bipolaris sorokiniana ND90Pr
Lineage: Eukaryota; Fungi; Ascomycota; Dothideomycetes; Pleosporales; Pleosporaceae
Exons: 1
Coding region: 311-853 (180 amino acids)
Source: RefSeq, a predicted model, not a curated record
GUUCGACCAGUAGUAUAACAGCAUUCCCAAGUCGAGUACUUAGCAAAUGUCCGGAUCCAGUAGAAACAGUUCACAGAAAACCAGGGCAACUCAUCCAGAACAACAGGUGCUCCUUUGACCACACUCAAGUUAGUUUUCGAUCAAUGGGUCGGUAAGGAUAGGCAGACUCUAGCCCAUGUACGUACUUCAUGUCCGACCAAAGAAUCUCCAUACCCAGGACCGUGGCCGGUCUGGGCUAGCACGUCCAGGUUAUGGUCCGACACGUGAUCUUACAUAAAAGUCACGUGUUCCAUGGGUUGAUCCUUGGUACAUGGUCCAUGGCUUGGCGUCCUUUGGGAAAGCGAACACUCUUAUUACCAGUAGUCUGUCGUUUAGCCUAGUUGAGCAGCAACAGAGAAGAACGACAUUGUCGGAAGGUGCCUACGUAAUCCUUACGGCAAUGCAGGGCUGCAUGCCGUUUGUCGCACAAGAAUUUGAUCCAGUGUGGUGUUGGGCAUCAUUAGCGAGGAUCCACUCUCGUAUGUUCACCGCCGUUUCGAGAGCUCUGCAUUUUAGCUCUGAAUCGGGGGCAUCGAGGCCUCGUGAUUGUCGUGUCUACAAACACCGCAAGGGCAGUGUGCUACGUGUCUCGUAUCCUGGGAAGAUUAUCCUUGGAGGAAAUGUGGUCCUGGUAGAACUGAAGAAAAGUGGCCUUGUGGUUGUCCUUUACCGGGGCGGUAAAUCAUAUGGAAGGUAUCCUGUGGCAUCCUUUGGGAGAUCCAUCUGGGGCUGUAGUGGCGGCGAACAGAAAGAGAAGAAAAAUCAAACAGUAGGAAAGAAACACAUGAUUGUAGCAAGACAGGCGGCAACGUAACAGCAAGACUGAAAGGAAAAGGUGAAGGUCAAAGCAAAACAGGUUGGGGGAG